UUGCUGCGCUCUCUUGUUCUUCUCCUUUGUNAUCUUAUUCCAGGGACUUUAUUUAUUGUUGUUGGUUUUUGGCACUUAUGGUCCUCUGUAGUAAGAUAUGUUUCGGACCCAAAUUCUUUUCGGAUCCGGGUUUGGAACCCGGUUCCUGGUUUUGGCGGUAAGUUCAAGUAUUUGGAGUUAUAUGUGAUUGCAGUUGGAGCUUUUAUUGAUUUGUGCAUCGAGUUUCUUUACUCGACUCAUCUCAAGAUUGUUGUUCAUGGUGGACUAAACCCGUCUCACAUGAACGAUUUCGAGCACUCGGGCAUGCUUCUCAUGUUCUUCAUCUUUGGCGCGAUUGCACUUCUUUCCGAGAAAACGAGCUUUAUUCCCUUGUCAGAAGAAGCUCUAUGCUUCGUAGCAACUGCUGCAUUCACGGCUGAGUAUCUGUUAUUCAAUUUCCACUCGACUGCACACACUGGACUCGAGAGAUAUUACCAUUCGAUUCUAUUGCUUCUUAUAUCCCUCUGCAUAAUAUCCACUUUAGCCGCAGCUUUCUUGCCGAAAAGUUUUCCAGUCGAUUUAUGCAGUGGCAUUGCCAUAACUUUACAAGGCCUUUGGCUUUAUCAAACGGCGUUCACUCUGUACGGACCCAUGAUUCCGAACGGUUGUCUAUUUAAAGACAACUCCAUUAAUUGUCGUUCGAUAGGACACGAAGUUCGCGGGGGAAUGCUCGCGAAUUUUCAAUUGUUUGUCGAGGUUUUUUGUGUUCUUGGAGGCGUUUGUGGCGUUUAUUCGUAUGCCGAGCUUAAGGCGAGUUGUUCGAAUGGUAGCUGA
Striga asiatica is the source of this 813-nucleotide messenger RNA. The record is from the annotation of a GenBank genome assembly. Lineage: Eukaryota; Viridiplantae; Streptophyta; Magnoliopsida; Lamiales; Orobanchaceae.